CCCCCCCCCUCAAGGUGCUCCCCAGCCUGUGUGUGUCUCUGCUGCCAUGGAGGUGGGCAGCCUCCCCGUGGAGCUGUGGAGGGUUAUCUUGGCAUAUCUUCCGCUCCCUGACCUGGGCCGCUGCUGCCAGGUGUGCCGUGCCUGGAGGGAGCUCAUCCUAUCCCUAGACAACACCCGCUGGAGACAACUCUGCUUAGGCUGCUCUGAGUGCCGACAUCCUAACUGGCCCAGUCAGCCCCACCAGGAGCCCGCGUCCUGGAGAGAUGCCCUGAAGCAGCACGCCCUUUCAACCCGCACCUGGACGCAAAAUGGGCCAGAGCUCCAGUCCUCUGCCUGUCUCCACUUUUUCCGCCGCCGAAAAGACCGCAGGGUUUGGCAUGUGGGGCCUGGAUGCGAGUUUGAGACCCUUCGAGGGGCCCUUGGGGUGGUGGGGCCAUAUGACCGGGUAGUUGUCCAUCCUGGGGUGUAUGAGGAGCAGGCUGAAUUGGUGCUGAAAGUUCCUGUAGAGCUGGUUGGGCUGGGUCAAUUGGGUGAGGUGGCUCUUCUGGUGUGUAUGGAUCAGCAGUGCCCUACUGCCAGGCUGUGUAAUCUGGUGUUCAUGCCGCCCUGGUUCUCCACUGUGGUCUACAAGACCUCAUGGGGUCACGUCCAACUAGAUAACUGCAACUUUGAGGGGGCUCAGUUGCAAAUCCGUGGCCCGGGAUCCUGCCAGGCUCGCUUCUGCUCCUUCUCACAAGGCAGCUCUGCUCACUUGCUGGGCGUUGUCCUCAGUUUGAUGGACAGCUGUGACUUCUCGGGAAGUGACACAGCCUCUGUGACUGUUGAAGGUCCUCCAGUGUCCGAAAGGAACUGGGCUUGUAAACACUUGGCUGCCCUGGCCAGGACGUUCCCAUCAUGUGGCAUAUCUGGGGGUAAUAGCCCUCCCAGAGGUCCUCUGCCUGGCUCCACUGGUGGGCAUCAACCUCCAUGUUCUAAUGUUAAGAGGGAGCUUGUGAGCAUAGAAGAUUGGCAGAGGAGGAAUGGAGUAGACCCAGUGUGUCAGGGCACAGUGAUUGACAGCUGGAGUGAUGGAGAUUGCAGCGAGGGAGAAGAGGAGAAUCAAGAUGGAGGAGGAAUGAACACCAAAAAAACACCCAAAUUGGAUUACAAAAUCCCUUGUGACCAUCAUGGCCUAUCCCAUUUGCUCAAGCCCCAGCUAGAUGGCUCUUUGCCUCUGGUCUCCUCCCCGGAUCCACCAUCUUUGGCCCCUGAACCCCUCACCUUUCAGCAGGAACUAGACAGGGACCCAGAUGCUCAGAUGUUGGCUGCCUCCUCCCUUGGCUGUUUCCUAAGACGCUGCCUCUUCAGGGAAGGGAAGGGUGGCGUGCACGUGUCUAAUUACGGACAAGCUCGUCUGGAGGGCAAUGUUUUCCGUGGGCUGAACUAUGCAGUCCGCUGCAUCCAGAACUCAACAAUCGUGAUGCUGAGAAAUGAAGUGUGUGAGUGCCGUGCAUCAGGCAUUUUCCUUCGCCUCUCUGCUCAGGGCCUCAUUGCCGAAAACAAUAUCCAUUCCAAUGGGGAGGCGGGGCUGGACAUCCGAAAAGGAGCUAACCCCAUCAUUCUGUGCAACAGAAUACAUAGUGGUUUGCGUUCAGGGGUUGUUGUCCUUGGCAAUGGAAAAGGUUCAAUUCGAAGCAACCAGAUCUAUAACAACAAGGAAGCAGGCGUGUAUAUUCUCUUCAGUGGUAAUCCUGUGGUCAGUGGGAAUCACAUCUUCCGGGGCCAGGCAGCAGGGAUUGCUAUAAAUGAGAAUGGCAGAGGGAUGAUAACAGAGAAUGUCAUCAAAGAAAACCAGUGGGGAGGUGUUGACAUCCGCAGAGGAGGUGACCCCAUCCUGAAGAACAACUACAUCUGUUAUGGCUACUCAGAUGGCGUGGUGGUGGGAGAGAGAGGCCGCGGUCUUAUUGAGGGAAACCAUGUCUACUGUAACAAAGGCUGUGGUGUGUGGGUUAUGUCGUCCAGCCUCCCGCAGCUUCUGGGAAACUUCAUCACCCAUAACUGUAUGUACGGGCUGGCAGUUUUCUGCAGGAAAGACCCAGAGAACAUGGAGGGCAACUGGCCAGGGCAGGAAGGGAUUGUUGGAGAAGCAGGUAGUGGGGAGAGGAGGGGAGUAGAAGGGGAAAGGAGAGAAGGGCAAGAGAACCUAAAUGAAGAGGGGGAGCUGUUUGCAUGGGAGAAUGAUCUGGACAGUGAGGACGAGCGCCAUUCUGCCCGCCGUUCUAUCAGUGUUGCCCUGGUCGAGAGCAACUGCAUGAGCUACAAUGGAGCAGUUGGUCUGUACGUGAAGAGCAGUGAGCCCCUGAAUGUUUUUGCUAAUCUGGUAAACAGUAACCGUGGCACUGGCAUAGCCGUGCUGCAGAGCAGUCAGCUGACCCGACUGGUUACAAACUGCAUCCUUGAAAAUGGUCGAGGAGGUGUUACGGUGGAGAAGGACUGCAGAGUGGAGCUUCGUGGUAACGGCAUCUAUAAAAACGGUGGCCAUGGUGUCAGUUUCUGUGGUAACGGGCAGAUUUUGGAGAAUGAUGUCGUUGGAAACCGGGGAUAUGGGAUCCAGGUUUUAGGCAGUGCUGACAUCAAGGUGAUGCGCAACCGUGUCCAGCCAGCACAGGGCUGUGGGGUUGCUGUCCUAGGGCCAGUAAAAGGUGUUGUCCAUGACAAUGUCUUGUUCCAGGGCCACCCUAGCAACAAAAAGGAACUUCUUCUUAUGGACGCUGGCAAUGAAAACUGUGUGUUGCGCAACAACAGUGUUCUAAGGCAUAGUCACAGCUGUACAUCUGCUCCUUCCUGGGUUUUGGAAAACCCUCCACCUCGCCCACUGGCAAGCUCCCCUUCUGGCCUCUCAUCCCAAUAUCCCUCCAGACUUGGAAUUUCUAUGACGACCAGGAUCAGCGCCACUGUGGAAAGUGGUUGCCACAAUGGCAGCAUGUUCUGCUCCAUCCUGUGAAAGCUGGCAAGCACUUAAAAACCAAUAUGGUCUUGUGUUUGUUGUAAAUUUGAGGCACACUGGCCUCCUCAGAGAAGACCUUUUCAAAAUUAUGCCCUCUUGUUGAGGUGUAGUAAAGGAGCUGUUCUGCAUUAAACCACUGAAGGGGCAAUCCCCCUACCAGUACAUUGAGGUGGCUCAACAUUUUAUAAAUCUGAAAGAAGAUUUUUAUAAUUUUACAAUCAAACACCAGUGCACUCAUCACAUGUAGACUCUUGAAAUUAAGCUGGAGUACAACAACUUCAAGCAUUGUCAUCUUCCAACAGCUGUUUCCAUACAAAGCUUAACUUAAGUUCUUUAACAUUGAUGUUCAUGUGCAGAUCUGCUGUAGACUUUGUUGGUUUUGUCUGUUUGCUUCUGAGACUCACUGUUUGGGAAGUGCACAUUUUUAUAAAUCCUAGCAGUAGUCAAAAGGUUUCAGAGAUGCCAGCUUCAACCAUGCUGCAACCAUGCUGCAAAGUAAACUUGUGCCUUGUUUGACUUUUUAUUCAAUCAAUGAUUGUAGCUAGAGAAAGAUGUCAUAGUGUGAGUGUUUAUGCAAAGAUGAAAAAAACAAAGCCAAACUCAAGCUUCUGACUCUUGCACAUGGCUGUUUCCUGGUGAGUCUGUGUUUUUGUAUCACAGCAUUCAUGUUUUUCAAGUGUGAUCAGCUUUCUUUGACUUGAUAAAAUUCACUGAGGUGGGACAAGUUUUCACUCUAGAUACCGUCAACACGCUGCACAGUGACACAACCACACAGACUGUCCUGGUAAAAGCCAGUUUUAGAAGGAAAAAUGAUAAUCAGUGUGCAAUAUGUGCCGUCUUAAAAUGUGCCUAUAUGUUUUUACUGUCUACGCUUGAUGUUUUCUGUCAUCUAGAAUUUGUUUACAUCUCAUUCCUCUGCUUUUUUGUAUCUUGCACAGUAAGCAAUAAGUAAUGAUAUCAUGUACAACUCAAGAGGUCACCACUUUAUUUGUCUACAAAAUAAACAGUUCUUGUUUGUGACAUUUCCAAUUA
Molecule: messenger RNA, 4018 nt
Organism: Eleginops maclovinus (Patagonian blennie)
Lineage: Eukaryota; Metazoa; Chordata; Actinopteri; Perciformes; Eleginopidae
Gene: fbxo10
Product: F-box protein 10
Exons: 10
Coding region: 47-2983 (978 amino acids)
Biological process (GO): regulation of apoptotic process; ubiquitin-dependent protein catabolic process
Molecular function (GO): protein binding
Source: RefSeq, a predicted model, not a curated record